Klebsormidium nitens is the source of this 1804-nucleotide messenger RNA. The record is from the annotation of a GenBank genome assembly. NCBI's taxonomy places the organism in Eukaryota, Viridiplantae, Streptophyta, Klebsormidiophyceae, Klebsormidiales, Klebsormidiaceae.
GCGUUUGCGACCCGACUGGGUGUGCGUGGCGGCCGCAUGCAUGGAGCAUUGAAGGUUCCCUUGUGCAUCAAACUUUUAUCUCAGGUCUGAAAGAAAAGCGCAAGGCUGUUGUGCCUUUCCUAAUAAACAUGGUGGUGAAAGGACGUCGUUCCCUGAAGCUCUGAUGCAGGCGUUGUUGUUGAUAUUGUAAUCGGUAGGCAGAGUAGAAGAACAGAAGGUUGAGGAGUCAGCCACCAAUCUGAUAUUACAUACCAGUGGUAGCUGCAGGGAUAGGCCAGGUGCUAUCUUUCUCAGGCACCUCAGUCAGGAGUGCACAGAAGUGAGAGGUGGCAGCGCACGUGUCCCCAGCUGGACUGUAGAGGGGAUGUGCCUCUGAGGCAGUGCAGGGUUUUUACAUCUGGUAUAAUGUGCUGUGGCAAUCCAGCUCUUGCAGAAUACAGAUACUAGAUUAGCCCUGGCACUUUACCUAUGAGCACGCUUGUUGAAUAUUGUAAAUCAGCUCACAUUGGUCCCCGCCAUACCAUGCGGAUUGGUUUAUAACCAUUUAGCUUGAGAAGCUGCUUGUAUAGGCUCAAACCCUAAGUAGAGUGCCUACUGCUGUGUAGAUAUGGAUGUCCUUCUGCUAACGCACGCCUUCUCCUGUUCAAGCACAGAGCUAGAGGCUGAUCUGCGGAUGACUGAAAAUCAGGAACCGCAACCAACCGCAAGCACGUCAGAAAAAGAAACGCCGUCAGGAUUCAUAGGCAUUGCUGGAAUCAGUGAAAGGAAGCUGGGCAUCUUGAGGCAGGACCUUGAGUUUUACAUUUUACAACCGCUUGAUCCGAUGGAUAGAAGAUGGAUGGAAAAACACGAGGGGACGGCAGGCGAUGACGAACCACACCGGCGCAUUGCAGUUGCGGUGAAGAACUCAGACCUGACUUUACAGAGCAUUGAGCGGCUGCUGAUCGAGCGGGCCACCCUUGAAGCUGAGCUGGCCGCCUGCAAGCAGCAGCUGCAGGAGAGACGGAGUGGGGAGGAGCCAAACGGGCGAAGGAGCGUGGGAGAGACAACAGCGCAACACUGGAAGAGGCGGGCAGAGGAUCUGCAGCUGGAAGUGCACGCGCUGAGAUCGCACGCUGCGGCGGCGGAGUCUUUGCGGGUCAGGAGUGAAGCGGCCGUUGAGAAAUUGGCCCGCGACUAUGCACAGGAUUUCCGCCGGAACCCCGGUGGGGAGGACGAUGCGGCAGCCCGGAAAGAGCAGCUACCGCCGCUCGAGAGGCGGCCGUCAGGCUCGUUUUCCUCGGAGCGUCGCAACUCUAUGCUUGGAGUUGACGGGCUGCGUACGGACGAGGUCCUCAACAAGCUAGAGGCGGUCAUUGACCAGCUGGCGUCCAGCAACAUGCUGCUGGACAAGGUGACGUCACAUCCGCAGGCCUUAACCCGGCCCAUGAAGGCGGGAUGACGUUACCUGCUGCCCAGAUCAAGCGCGCGCAAGCAUAUGCCGUUUACACAUCGUAUGUUGCAUGGAGUCACCUAGAAAUUGCCAUGCUGGCAGAGGAAUGGGGAUAGAUUCUGGUUGGAGUUUGCGAGGUCACGAGCCACGUGAUGUACUUUAUGUAACUUGUAUUCUCCUUGACGCCCGUGCGCAUAAGCGCUCGUGCUUAUUACGUUAGGUCAUGUUGGGGGAGGCUCGAAGUCGAUGCCUAUGAGCUGGAAUAGAGAGCUGGUCGCAUUUCAACAAGCUCACAGGACGUACGUCAAAACCGUUUAUUUCUAAAGGAGACUCCAAACGCUGCAUGAUAGUUUAAAGUCACCCUAAUACGAU